AUGGCAAAAAUCCCCUAUGCUUCGAUUGUGGGGAGCUUGAUAUAUGCACAGAUUUACAGGAAGCCGGAUAUUAGUUUUGCAGUUGGCAUGCUUGGGUGUAAUCAAAAUAACCGAGGGAUGUCUCAUUGGAAAGUAGUAAAGAGGGUAUUGCAAUACCUACAAGAAACUAAGGAUUACCAGCUUAGCUUCAAAAGAACUAACAAUUUGGAGGUAACUGGAUACUCAAACUUUGACUUUGCUAGUUGCUCUGAUAGCAGGAAAUCUACUUCAGGUUAUAUUUUCCUGUUGGUUGGUGGAACGAUCUCAUGGAGAAGUAUGAAGCAAACAAUCACUACUUCCUGUACAAUGGAGACUGAGUUUGUGGCGUGUUUUGAGGCCACAGUGCUUGGUUUAUAG
Molecule: messenger RNA, 396 nt
Organism: Juglans microcarpa x Juglans regia
Lineage: Eukaryota; Viridiplantae; Streptophyta; Magnoliopsida; Fagales; Juglandaceae
Product: secreted RxLR effector protein 161-like
Exons: 1
Coding region: 1-396 (131 amino acids)
Source: RefSeq, a predicted model, not a curated record